Messenger RNA from Penicillium manginii, 2469 nucleotides. RefSeq lists its product as uncharacterized. Bases 1 to 2469 code for a protein of 822 amino acids. The transcript is spliced from 2 exons. Lineage: Eukaryota; Fungi; Ascomycota; Eurotiomycetes; Eurotiales; Aspergillaceae. Gene Ontology annotation, biological process: carbohydrate metabolic process. The record is from RefSeq and is a predicted model, not a curated record.
AUGUCAUUUUCAGUCUCCUCCGUCCAAAGCAUCGAUGCUUUCCUACCAGAGUCAUUUGCCGUUGGUCAGACCCCGCUUAUGCAAGCGGAUAGUGCCUACCAUGCAAACGAUAUAGUCCUCAAUUCCAGCUUUCCUGUGCUUACCCUUGACUAUGGUACUGAAGUUGGGGGAUUUCCUUUCGUGGAAGUUGAGAGCCCUAUCUCAGCUGUCCAAAUACAAUUGAAAUACUCUGAACCAUACUCUGGCCUCGAAUUGCCACAGGGCGAUGGACCUUGGCUCUUUACAAAUGGACUUAUGAAUUCGUUUCGACAUGAAACCUUCAACAUCUCUCAUUCAGGGACAAUCGAGUCUUAUUUUAUACAGGGUGGUCUUAGAUGGCAAUCUGUCUCACUCAUUGGCGAUACACCUAUCACUAUCCGAAAAGCUGGCCUGCGGCCCUCGGUGAACAUAACCAAUCCCGAAUCCCUACCGGGGAGCUUCAGCACAUCUAAGGAUAUGUACCAGAAAGUUUGGAACUUAGGCGGACGCGCAGUCCAAGCAGCUUGCGUUGAGAAAUAUUCCCAGCCGUCUACAUGGGAAAUUUCUGAUCAAGGGGCCUUGAUAAGAGGCCAGUUUCCGGCGGUGUCUGCCCUCGGAAAUGGCUUUGGAAAUUAUACCCUGGAAUUUCGCACAAAGAUUUUUACCGGAGGCACGGGCUGGAGGGUUGCUGGAGGUGCAAAUGGAGGAUACGGCCCUUAUUUCGUGCUGACGUCCAACCAAGACGAGCUAAUCAGCCCCAAUAUCACGUCGCUCCCUCGGAACUCUUUGGUAGCAGGAUAUGGGUUCACUCUAAUCAACCAAACCAUCCUGAACUCAGCAGCUCCGCACACGUAUCAAGUUUCGGCAAUGAUCAUCGAGAACGAUAGGUGGUAUCGAAUCAGGACUUCAAUCAAUGCAACCGGUUAUGCAAUAUAUGUCGAAGAUCGGCUUAUUGCAUUUGUUGAGAAUCAAUAUUUCCGCGACUACAUUGACUCUACAUGGGGCUCUGGUAGCUUGACUGAUGGUAAUUUUGGAUUUGGUCCUUACUUGAGUCAAGCUGCCUAUGUGCGAGAUGUUAAAGUCACAGCGGCAAAUGGCACCGUAAUUUAUGAGAACUCACUCACAUCAACCGACAUUCUACAAGAGUAUGCUAUUGCUAGCAACGAAUAUGCCGUGUGUCUUGAUGGUGCCAAGCGGGACCGGACUGUCUGGAUUGGCGAUUUUGCUCAUACUGCACGCAUAAUUGCGGCUAGCAGCGGUCGAUAUGACUUUAUCAAGGGUAUGAUUGAAUUUGAAUUCGAUUGGCAGUACCCUCCCGGACCUGCCCACGGCUUAGUCCCUAUACAAGCUUAUAUGGGGGCUGGGCAAAAGUAUCGAGAGGUAUACUACCCUUCGGAAUUUGGUGAAACAGAUUAUCAAUUCUUCUUCCUCUUGGUAUUGACAGAUUAUUUUGCCCUGACGAAUGAUCGAGGUUUCUUGAUUGAAAAUUGGAACAGAAUCAAGCUGCUAGUCACCACCCUUGUUGAUCGUUAUUAUGAUCAAACAUCUGGCCUCAUGGCCAGCUCUGACUCUUCGUGGUUUACAGCCCAGGGAUCACAAAACGCCACUGCCCCGACAGCUCUGUUCGUUGUUGCUCUGAACCAAUUGAUCGAUGUGGCAACUUCCUUGGAUGACCCGUCGUCGGUUUCUGCCUGGAAAGAUCUCUCCAGUAAUAUUACUGCUGCCAUCAACGACAAGCUCUGGAAUGAAUCUCUUGGGGCAUAUGGGCUUUCCCUCAACCAACCCAACGACACAGCUAUUCUCGCAACGGCAUUCACAAUUAGAGCAGGUAUUGCUACAUCUGAUCGUGUUGCCAGCAGUGUUGCCAGAUUAUCUGAUACUUUCCUUUCAAUCGGCUACAAGGACGACUCAGCCACAUCAAAUGCAGCCAGUACCCAGCUUUCACCAAACACGCAAGGCUUCCUCCUUGAAUCCUUAUUUAUCGCACACAUACAGUACGGAGUUUCGGCCAGCGAAGUCUUACCAGCAAUUCGCAAUCUAUCUGAAGUCUUCUGGCCCAAGAUGGUUACCCAGAAGGAAUACUCCACGGGGGCUAGCUGGGAGUACCUUUACCAAGAUGGCAGUCCUGGAAUCGGUAUAUUCACAAGCUUGAGCCACCCUUGGGGAGGUGCACCAACUUAUAUCUUUAGCAAUUACAUUCUUGGUAUUCGAACAGAAUGGAAUGCACAAAAGAUAGAGUAUGAAUGGAUUUUCAAUCCUGCUUGGGAGAUCGCCGAGGGUCUUGGUCUGGAGUGGGCCAAAGGGAAGGUUCCGUUAUCCAGCGGAGGUUAUAUCGAGGCUGAGUGGAGUCUUUCGGCGCAGGCAAGAAAGUCUACAUCGAAACCAGUGAUGAAUGCCAAAGUGGUUGGAAACAAGGCAAUCUCGAUCAAUGUCAAGGAAACAAAUAUUUAG